GAGAAAUUUGCUGAAACAUUUCCACUAGCUUCAAGCGGGUGGCUUUCGUGUAAGUCCACUGGUGGCCUGUUCGCUGUCGAGCUCACAUCAUUUGGCCACUUUCCUCCAUGAUUUAGUUUGAAACGUUACCUGAGUAUAAGGUGCGGUAGAAGUGUUGCGUUAACACCAUGAUGCGUGCGGUAGUUGUUGAAAAUGCCAAGGCCCCCGUGAGGGAGGCUAUGCGCGUGGUCGCCAACUAUCCUCGCCCAGAAUUGACUCCGAGCCAUAAUGUGCUGGUAAAAGUGCACUACACCGCGGUCAACCGCGCAGACCUGAUGCAACGACAGGGCAAGUACCCACCACCACCGGGUGCUUCGAGUGUCUUGGGUCUCGAAUGCAGCGGUGAAAUCGUGGAAGUCGGCACACAGAGCUCAGGUACGUACGACCACUCAGUCGCACAGGUGGCGUUUUUGCUAGAAGAACUCAGAAUAACGUGCAGAUAGUGUGGUCGCAGCUGAAGGUCAUUUUUCAAAAAAUCCCCUCAAACACUCAUCGAUCUUACCACAACAGCGCCGUCCCGCAGCUCCAAAUGGAAGCCUGGCGACCGGGUGAUGGGCCUGCUCGAAGGCGGCGGCUAUGCGGAGUACGCCGCCUGCGCCCCGGGCAGCUUGAUGCGGGUCCCGGACAAGUGGUCCCUCGAGCAGGCCGCGUGCGUGCCCGAAGUGUGGCUGACCGCGUACCAGUUGCUCCGCAAAGUCGCCAAAACACAGCCGGGGGACAACGUGUUGCUCCACGCUGGCGCCUCGGCGGUGUCGCUCGCCGCAAUCCAACUGGCGAGGCACGUGCUGCAGGCCAAACACGUCACGGCCCUUACGCGGUCAGCGCGAAAGCUGGACCAGUGCAAGCAAAUGGGUGCGGACGAGGCGUUGCUGCGCGAGGACUUCUUCGCCAACUUCCGCACCGAAGACGCGGAGGCGAAAAAUGCGCUGACGAAGUUUGACGUCGUUUUGGACCCUGUUGUGGGCGAGGACUUUUUCACGUGCCUGUCGGAAGCGACGAACCGGGACGCGCGGUACGUCGUGUACGCCGCGAUGGGGGGGCCGAAAGUGCCGGAUUUCAACUUCGGUCCGGUAUUCCGCAAGUCGUUGUCCAUUUUGACCUCGACCCUGCGCGCCCGGUCGGUCGACUACAAGGCGGAUUUGAUCGAGAUGUUUGAGGAGGAGGUGCUGCAACCCUUUUUGGUGGAUGCGGGGAGCAAGGCGGAACUGAAUUUGGACACGGUCCUGGCACUGGACCAAGUCGCGGAAGCGCACGAAAGACUUGAAAGCAACGACACGGGCGGAAAAAUUGUUUUGAAGGUUGCGGCGGAAGAGUGAUCACAUUAUACUUAGCUAUGAGUCGUGGUUAGACGCCAAACAACUCAAAUUGGAGAAUGCAUUCGGAAUGCAUUUCGCUGGACUCGGUGUGUUGAAAUGGAGCAGGUGAUCCCAGCACGCAAAUCAAUACGCUGCGCCCCUCUGACCUUUCUAAUGUCCGUAAUGCAGAUCUUCGGAGGUCGAGGUGUAGCGUCGCUCACUUUGCUAGAACACUACUCAUGGUAGAAGAAGAACUGGACCUGCACCUGACUCAGAG
This is a messenger RNA of Amoebophrya sp. A120, 1611 nucleotides long. Lineage: Eukaryota; Dinophyceae; Syndiniales; Amoebophryaceae. The record is from the annotation of a GenBank genome assembly.